UCGGGGUUGGUCCUUCCGCCGGAAGCGGCGCGGGAGGGAAGAGGGAAGAGGGACGGCGGCAGCGGCGGAGCCGGAGCGGCCGCAGCCAUGAACAUCCGGAACGCGCGGCCCGAGGACCUGAUGAACAUGCAGCACUGUAACCUGCUCUGCCUGCCCGAGAACUACCAGAUGAAGUAUUACUUCUACCACGGCCUCUCCUGGCCUCAGCUCUCCUACAUCGCUGAGGAUGAGAAUGGGAAGAUUGUGGGCUAUGUCCUGGCUAAGAUGGAGGAGGACCCCGAUGAUGUCCCUCAUGGGCACAUCACGUCCCUGGCAGUGAAGCGCUCGCACCGGCGCCUGGGGCUGGCGCAGAAGCUGAUGGAUCAGGCCUCCCGUGCCAUGAUCGAGAACUUCAAUGCCAAAUACGUCUCCCUCCACGUCCGCAAGAGCAACCGGGCGGCUCUGCACCUCUACUCCAACACCCUCAACUUCCAGAUCAGUGAGGUGGAGCCCAAAUACUAUGCAGAUGGGGAGGACGCCUAUGCCAUGAAGAGGGACCUCACCCAAAUGGCAGAUGAGCUGCGGAAGCAGGUGGAGCAGAAGGAGCGUGGCCGCCCCCCGGCUCCCACUGAGCCCCCCCGGGCUGGGGAAGGGGGUUGUGGUAGUGGGGGGGCCCCCCCCCAGCCCGUGCCCCCCCCUCCUGAAGAUGGGGGGCCUGACAGCAAAGACGUCAGCGAGGUCAGUGAGACCACCGAGAGCACCGACAUCAAAGACAGCUCCGAGGCCUCUGACUCUGCUUCAUAGGGACCCCCCUGGGGCACCCCCAAACCCUGGGACCCCCACUUGGUGCUGGGGGGGGGGGCAAUAAACCCCCUCCCCCUCCA
Messenger RNA from Strigops habroptila (Kakapo), 863 nucleotides. RefSeq names its product N-alpha-acetyltransferase 10, NatA catalytic subunit (gene NAA10). Gene Ontology annotation, molecular function: protein-N-terminal-glutamate acetyltransferase activity; protein N-terminal-serine acetyltransferase activity. The record is from RefSeq and is a predicted model, not a curated record. NCBI's taxonomy places the organism in Eukaryota, Metazoa, Chordata, Aves, Psittaciformes, Psittacidae. Gene Ontology annotation, cellular component: NatA complex. Gene Ontology annotation, biological process: N-terminal peptidyl-glutamic acid acetylation. Bases 88 to 783 code for a protein of 231 amino acids. The transcript is spliced from 8 exons.